Messenger RNA from Colletotrichum scovillei, 1183 nucleotides. Its product is annotated as CDP-alcohol phosphatidyltransferase. Lineage: Eukaryota; Fungi; Ascomycota; Sordariomycetes; Glomerellales; Glomerellaceae. Bases 130 to 1035 code for a protein of 301 amino acids. Gene Ontology annotation, cellular component: membrane; mitochondrion. The transcript has 4 exons. Gene Ontology annotation, molecular function: cardiolipin synthase activity. The record is from RefSeq and is a predicted model, not a curated record. Gene Ontology annotation, biological process: cardiolipin biosynthetic process.
CAGCAAGGGGGGGUAGCUCCCGACGUCUGCCACCCGCACGUGAGCUCGUGAUCGUCACUCAUCUAAUUGAUCGCACGAAAACUAAGUGAAGUUCAACUGCGGUCUACGUCGGGGCUCCAGAACAUAGACAUGCCGUUCGUCAGGCUCAGUGGUCGCAGGGCUUUGUCUCUGGCGCAGUGCGGUCGUGUGCAAAACAGCGUCUGUCCUAGCAGUAGCAAUCGCCUUCUCCAUGCGUUGCCGUCACCAGCACGACAUCGGCCGUCCUUGAAGCUCACUGCCAGUGCCAUCCUCAAUCACCCACCUCAGCUUCAAUCGCGGCCCCGGCUCGUCGCUCCCUACGUAUCGCAGAGCGAUGGUAAACCGCCCAGCACGGCAAGCAAGAUCGUCGCGAAGCUGCCCACGAUACCACCGACCCUGCGCGAAGACAUCCGUACCCUCCCGAACCUGCUGACGCUCUCGCGCCUCGUGGCCGCGCCGUUUGUGGGCUAUUUUAUCCUCCACGACCAACAUGCCUGGGCCUUGGGCUUGUUCGCGUACGCCGGUGUGACGGAUUUGCUGGACGGGUGGAUCGCGAGGCGAUGGAAGCAGCAGACCGUUGUCGGGACUGUGAUUGAUCCGAUGGCAGACAAGGCGUUGAUGACAAUCCUCACUGUGUGCCUCGCCGCUCAGGGUUCUCUCCCGGUGUGGCUCGCAACAAUCAUCCUAGGCCGCGACGUGGGCCUCGCCAUCUCCGCCAUCUACUACCGCUGGAUCUCCCUCCCACCGCCAAAGACCUUUGCGCGGUACUGGGACUUUUCCUUGCCCUCGGCCGAAGUACACCCCACGACCAUCAGCAAGUACAACACGUUCCUCCAGCUCGUCCUCAUCGGCCUGACGACGGCCGCGCCGGUGUUCAGCUAUGACCUGUCGACGCCCUUGACAGUCAUGCAAUAUGUUGUCGCCACCACCACGAUUUGGAGCGGCGCCAGCUACAUUUACACCAAGGAUGCGGUCAAGAUUCUUGCACCGCCGAAGACCCCGCCUCCAAAGGUAUAAAGCAACAUGACCGCAGCCUCGUGGGGAGUAAAAAUGCAGUUCAUCCAUCAGGUGCGGUCCAUCAGUGUACGUAACAAAACAUGUGUAAAAGGGGCGUUACGGAAGGUGGGCAAAACUUUGUAAAAUUAAAUGUACACGCACAAAGGGA